Molecule: messenger RNA, 2612 nt
Organism: Arabidopsis arenosa
Lineage: Eukaryota; Viridiplantae; Streptophyta; Magnoliopsida; Brassicales; Brassicaceae
Source: the annotation of a GenBank genome assembly
CCUCCGUCUAUCGAAUCCAAUUCUUGGCUGCUAAAGUUUUGCUUUUGAAUUACAACGACUCUGUUCACUCACAUCGUCAGUAUUCGGAAUGAGAUCUGGAAGAGACAACAACGUCUGCUUCCUGGGUUUUCUUGUCUUUUUCCUUAUCUCCUAUCUCUCCUUGUCACUUGCUCUUACCAAUCCUGACGAUGUUGCGGCUAUUAACAGCCUCUUCCUUGCACUGGAGUCUCCUCUUCUCCCUGGUUGGGUUGCAUCUGGAGGUGAUCCAUGUGGCGAGAGCUGGCAAGGUGUUUUAUGUAAUGCUUCCCAAGUAGAAACCAUAAUUCUCAUCAGUGCCAGUCUUGGAGGAGAGCUUGGUGUUGGUUUAAACAUGUUUACUUCUCUUAAAGCAAUGGAUUUUAGCAACAAUCACAUUGGAGGAAGUAUCCCAUCCACGUUACCUGAUUCACUACAGAACUUGUUUCUUUCUGGUAACAAGUUUACAGGAACCAUCCCAGAAUCUCUUUCCUCCUUAAAAUCUUUGUCUGUCAUGUCCUUGAACAAUAACCUUUUGUCUGGCAAGAUACCCGAUGUCUUUCAAGACCUUGGCCUUAUGAUCAAUCUAGAUUUGUCUAGCAACAAUCUGAGUGGACCAUUGCCUCCUUCCAUGCAGAAUCUUUCGACUCUUACAUCCUUGCUUUUGCAGAACAAUCAUCUUUCAGGAGAGCUUGAUGUUCUUCAAGAUCUUCCCCUCAAGGACUUGAAUGUCGAGAACAACCUCUUCAAUGGACCUAUACCAGAAAAGUUGUUGGGUAUACCAAAUUUCAUAAAAGGCGGUAACCUGUUUAACGUCACUAUUGCUCCAUCGCCUUCACCUGAAACACCUCCAAGUCCAACAUCACCUAAGCGGCCGUUUUUUGGACCACCAUCUACCAAUGCAUCAACUGGUCAUGGUCAGGCACAUGUGAGAUCACCCCCUUCUGAUCACCCAUCCCGACCAACUCCUCAAGGGGAAAAAGAUUCAUUUACCAGUAAAAGAAUCAUUUGGAUAUCCAUUCUUGGGGCCUUUUCAUUUUUGGUUUUGGCCUUGGUAUGCCUACUUUGGGGGAGGAAAUGUCUCAGAAGAAGAGAAGACAGUGAACAACUAUCCAAACCGCACCUAACUAGUGAAUAUGGGAGGGCAAGGGAGAGUUCUCGCUCCAAUGCUUCUAUGCUUCCUCCAUCCGAUACAUUCAAUAAAGACAAGGAGGCUAAACCAAAAGAGAGAAUAGGAGGUGCUUCGAAGCUGCAGAGUGGGGCAGAAAGAAGCGUAGGAAGUGAAUCAAAGCAGGAGAGUCAUGAGAUAGACAUGAAUGGCAAUGCUAUGGAUUUGAUGUAUCCCUCAUCAAUUCCACCUAUCAAAAGGGUCAUCGCAAAGGCGACUGUACCUACUGAAGCAUCUCUAAAGAAGCCAUCCAGUAAAUCCUUUGGGCCCUUGACAUCCGUGAAGCACUUCACGGUCGCAUCUCUACAACAACACACAAAUAGCUUCUCCCAGGAAAACCUUAUUGGAACGGGCAUGCUUGGGAGUGUCUACAGGGCAGAGUUUCCAGGUGGAAAGCUUUUGGCUGUGAGGAAGUUGGAUAAGAAGUCUUCCAAUCAUACAGAAGAAGAGAAAUUUGUGGAGCUAGUGAAUAAUAUAGAUAGAAUCCAGCAUGCCAAUAUUGUCCAACUCGUGGGUUUCUGUUCUGAGCACAGUCAGAGGCUUCUAAUCCAUGAGUAUUGUAGGAACGGUACUCUGCACGAUUUGCUGCAUACUGAUGACAGGUUAAUGAUUAAACUAUCAUGGAAUAUCCGUGUUAGGAUGGCACUAGAAGCUGCAAAAGCUCUGGAGUAUCUGCAUGAGAUCUGUGAUCCACCUAGUAUUCACCGAAAUUUCAAGUCUGCAAAUAUUCUCCUUGAUGACGAUCUGAGGGUGCAUGUCUCAGACUGUGGCUUGGCUUCCCUAAUCUCCUCAGGUGCCGUUAGUCAGUUAUCGGGUCAACUCUUAGCGGCCUACGGAUAUGGAGCUCCAGAGUUUGAAUAUGGGAUCUAUACAGUGAAAUGUGAUGUCUACAGUUUUGGAGUGGUUAUGUUAGAACUCUUGACAGGCCGCAAGUCAUAUGACAAGAAACGGGAUAGAGGAGAGCAGUUUCUGGUGAGAUGGGCAAUCCCGCAGCUUCACGACAUUGAUGCAUUAGCGAAGAUGGUCGACUCAUCUCUCAAGGGUGAUUAUCCAGCCAAGUCGCUGUCACAUUUUGCUGAUGUGAUAUCACGUUGUGUUCAGUCGGAACCAGAGUUCAGGCCACUAAUGUCAGAAGUGGUUCAAGACCUCUCAGACAUGAUCCAGAGAGAACAUCGGAGAAAUGACUCAAAUGGGGAUAAUCAGUAUGCAGGAAGAAGAUAGUUUAAGGAGACUGUCUCUUAUACAAAACUAGUAUUAUAGUAUUGUUUCGAAAGUCGCAACCAUUGUUCUUUAACGAAGCCUUGUUUGUAUUAUUGUAUAUGUAGACUGUGUGACACAGCUUACUCUGCUCUAGCCUUUUAGUCUAUCCACAACAUUCCAAUGUACUAACUUAUUUCCACCGGAUUAGGAUCGGCAAGCAAUCUCUGAG